Molecule: messenger RNA, 438 nt
Organism: Suillus subaureus
Lineage: Eukaryota; Fungi; Basidiomycota; Agaricomycetes; Boletales; Suillaceae
Exons: 7
Coding region: 1-438 (145 amino acids)
Cellular component (GO): membrane; endoplasmic reticulum; nuclear envelope
Molecular function (GO): glutathione peroxidase activity; glutathione transferase activity
Source: RefSeq, a predicted model, not a curated record
AUGUCUCUACCUGAAGGCUAUGGAUACAUCCCGAGCUCAUUGAUUACCAUAGGGUGGGUCCUUGUCUGGCAGGGCAUCAUGGUUGGAAGAUACCGCAAGAAAGCAGGGAUCGAGUAUCCUCAACCGUAUGCCGAGCAAGCUCAGGUUAAAGAUUCCUCUGCAGCCCUCCGUUUUAACUGCAUGCAGCGUGCACACCAAAACACGCUUGAAUCGGCACCCGUGGUAUUUGUUUCAACUGUUGUGGCGGGUCUGAAAUACCCUACGCUAGCUGCUGCCAUAUGUGUUGCAUUUUCCUUCGCGCGCGUCGUUUAUACGAUUGGAUACAAGUCGGGCCAACCAAAGAGGCGGAUUUAUGGAACUGUGCUCAGCGGUUUGUCAGUGCUUGGGCUAUUGUCGACCGCUACAUACGCUGCUUACCAGCUCGUUCCGCCGUGUUAA